Meloidogyne enterolobii is the source of this 507-nucleotide messenger RNA. The record is from the annotation of a GenBank genome assembly. Lineage: Eukaryota; Metazoa; Nematoda; Chromadorea; Rhabditida; Meloidogynidae.
AUGGGUAAAGAUAUACAACUUUUGGAUUAUGGUGUAGAAGAAUAUCAACAAACUUUAAUGUAUAAAAAGAAGAUAAUGAGUUUGAAAAGCUAUGGGACUAUUUUGUGCUUUGAGGCUUAUGUUCCGAAGGCAAAGGAUAUGAUCAACAAUCGGUUCAGAAUAAACUUACUUCACGAUUCUAGUGAACCUUAUUCUGCUUUUGGAAUCGCUGUGUUACAGCUAACUUUCUUCUUUGCACCUGAGAAAUAUAUAUCGCUUCGAGAGAAUAAUGUUGCUUUCAAAAGAGAAGGAAAAUCAUACAUGGAGAUCAGGACGCAAGGGAGCGAUGAGUAUAAAUAUUUUGGAUUUCCAGAAACACGCUCAAAUCCGAUUGGGCAGACCGGCGUGCAUAUAAAUGUAGUAAUCUAUGCUGAAGAAUUUUUCUACAAUAUUAGCAUCAAUGGAGGAGAUUUCAUACAUUACCAUCAUAGAAUUCCUCCUUGGGCUGUCAAUUACGUUAUGGUAUGA